CGGUGCCCGGCUUCACGUCUCCGCCCGCGAGGAGCGCGCCCGGGAGAAGCCGAGGCUGUGAGGGGCCGAGGACCGAGGAGGCGGCGCCCUCCCGAGGAGGCGGCGGAGGGAGGCCCAGCGCGAAGAUGCCGCAGCUCUGGGCCCUGGCGCUCCCGCUGCUGCUCCCCUGGGUGGCAGGUGGAGUAGGGAACGCGGCCAGUCCAAGGGGUCGCGGGCUGUCGGCAUCGUCACUCCAGCCCGGGGUCUGUCGCUAUGGAACCAAACUGGCUUGCUGCUAUGGCUGGAGAAGGAGCAGCAAGGGAGUCUGUGAAGCCACGUGUGAACCUGGAUGCAAGUUUGGUGAGUGUGUGGGACCGAACAAAUGUAGAUGCAUUCCAGGAUACACCGGGAAAACCUGCAGUCAAGACGUGAAUGAGUGUGGAUUAAAACCCCGGCCGUGCCAACACAGAUGUGUGAAUACACACGGUAGCUACAAGUGCUUCUGCCUCAGCGGCCACUUGCUCAUGCCGGAUGCCACGUGCUCCAACUCUCGGACGUGUGCCGUGACAAACUGCCAGUAUGGCUGUAAAGACACAGAAGAGGGGCCGCGCUGUCUGUGUCCAUCCUCGGGACUCCGCCUGGCCCCAAAUGGAAGAGCUUGUAUAGAUACUGAUGAAUGUGCCUCGGAUAAAGCCGUCUGCCCCCACGACCGAAGAUGUGUGAACACAUUUGGAAGCUACUAUUGCAAAUGUCAUGUUGGUUUUGAACUAAAAUAUCUCAGUGGCCGAUAUGACUGUGUAGAUAUAAAUGAAUGUGCUGCAGACACCCACACGUGCAGCCUCCAUGCCAAUUGCCUCAAUACCCAAGGAUCCUUCAAGUGUAAGUGCAAGCAGGGAUAUAAAGGCAGUGGACUUCAGUGUUCUGUUAUCCCUGAAAAUUCUGUGAAGGAAUUCCUCAGAGCACCUGGUACCAUCAAAGACAGAAUCAAGAAGUUGCUUGCUCACAAAAAUAACAUGAAAAAGAAGGUAAAAAUGAAAAACAUCGCAGAACCUGGGGGGACUCCUGCCCCUAAGGUUGACUCUCAGCCCUUCAACUCUGAAGAGAGCGUUUCCAGAGAUGGGAACCCUCCUGGAGAAAGAAAGAGGAAUGAAGAGAGAAAGAAAGAGGGGCUGGAGGAAGAGAAAAGAGAUGAGAAAGCCCUGGCAAACCAUGUGGAGGAGCAGCAAAGCCUUCGGGGAGAUGUGUUUUCCCCUAAGGUGAACGAAGCGGGUGAAGUUGAUCUGGUUCUGGUCCAAAGAAAAGCUACAGCAUCCCGACUGGAACACAGAGAUUUAAAUAUCUCAGUUGACUGCAGCUUUGACCACGGGGUCUGUGACUGGAAACAGGAUAUAGAAGAUGAUUUCGACUGGAAUCCUGCUGACCGAGAUAAUGCUGUUGGCUACUAUAUGGCAGUUCCGGUCCUGGCAGGUCAGAAGAAGGACAUCGGCCGUUUGAAACUUGUCCUCCCCGACCUGCAACCCCAAAGCAACUUUUGUUUGCUCUUUCAUUACCGGCUGGCUGGAAACAAAGUAGGGAAACUUCGAGUGUUUGUGAAAAACAGUAAUAAUGCCCUGGCAUGGGAGAAGACCAGGAGCAUGGAUGAACGGUGGAAGAUGGGGAAGAUUCAGCUGUAUCAAGGGAUUGAUACUCCCAAAAGCAUCAUUUUUGAAGCAGAACGUGGCAAGGGCAAAACCGGAGAAAUUGCGGUGGAUGGCGUCUUGCUGGUUUCAGGCUUAUGUCCAGAUGGCCUUUUAUCUGUGGAUGGUUGAGUGUUACUGUUGUCUUUUGUAUCUUUAUAUUUGGCUUUUUAUGUCAGUUCUCUGUUUUUUGACAUUAUAUCAUAGAUCCUCCCCCCGGUUUAGAAAUACAAACUGAAAAAUUGUGAUGUAUCAACAGAAUCAUUAUUGUAAGAUGCCUUUCUUGUACAA
Balaenoptera acutorostrata (minke whale) is the source of this 1946-nucleotide messenger RNA. It is a transcript of the gene EGFL6, whose product is annotated as EGF like domain multiple 6. Gene Ontology annotation, molecular function: calcium ion binding. Gene Ontology annotation, cellular component: membrane. Bases 126 to 1787 code for a protein of 553 amino acids. The record is from RefSeq and is a predicted model, not a curated record. Lineage: Eukaryota; Metazoa; Chordata; Mammalia; Artiodactyla; Balaenopteridae. The transcript is spliced from 12 exons.